AGCUGCUGGCACGGCGGCGGCCCGAGCAAGAUGGCGUUGCGGCCGGGAGCCGGAGCCAGCGGCGCGGCGGGGGCGGGCGCGGGGCCCGGCGGGACAGGCAGCUUUAUGUUUCCUGUUGCAGGUGGAAUGAGACCCCCUCAAGCAGGCCUGAUGCCAAUGCAGCAGCAAGGAUUUCCUAUGGUCCCUGUCAUGCAGCCCAAUAUGCAAGGCAUGAUGGGAAUGAAUUACAGCUCUCAAAUGUCCCAAGGACCCAUUGCAAUGCAGGCAGGAAUACCGAUGGGACCAAUGCCAGCCGCAGGCAUGCCUUUCCUGGGGCAGCCACCAUUCCUGGGCAUGCGUCCUCCAGGCCCACAGUACACUCCAGACAUGCAGAAGCAGUUUGCCGAAGACCAACAAAAACGAUUUGAACAGCAACAAAAACUCUUAGAGGAAGAAAGGAAAAGACGUCAGUUUGAAGAGCAAAAACAAAAGCUCAGACUUUUGAGUAGCGUGAAACCCAAGACUGGAGAGAAGAACAGAGACCACGCUUUGGAAGCCAUAAAAGGAAACUUAGAUGGAUUUUCCAGAGAUGCUAAGAUGCACCCCACUCCAGCAUCACACCCCAAGAAACCAGAUUGUCCCACAUCAUCUCAUUCUACCAAAACUGUCUCCCCAUCACCUGCCUUUCUUGACGAAGACGAAUUCAGUGACUUUAUGCGGGGGCCUGUUGAGGUUUCCGCUUGUGGGCCCUCUCCCAUGGCCCGGCCCUUUCAGUCUUUCCUUCCCACCACCCCACUCGGCCAGGUGCACACACAGAAGGCUGGAGCACAGCCUCUCCCUCCAGGUCAGGUUCCAGUGUCUUUUGCCUUACAUGGUGGCCCUGGGCAAAUCCCUUGUUUCUCUACUGCUUCAGCUUCACCCAGUGUGCAGAAAGCAGGCCCUUCCUUGGAAGAGAAGCUCCUAGUAUCUUGUGAUAUAAGUACAUCUGGGCAGGAACAAAUUAAAUUAAACACUCCUGAAGUUGGGCACAAAGCCGUAGUCCCAGGUUCCAGUAAGAGCGGUCCCGGUUUAAUGGCCCGUAAUGGGGGUGCUGUAGAUGGAUGUGUAAGUGGUCCCACCACUGCUGAGGCAGAAAAGACUUCAGACCAAAACCUGUCCAGUGGAGAGAGUGGUGUGGGUGUGUUCCCCUCUCAGGAUCCUGCUCAGCCCAGGAUGCCCCCUUGGAUUUACAAUGAGAGUCUGGUUCCAGAUGCUUAUAAGAAAAUUUUAGAGACGACAAUGACUCCAACUGGGAUAGAUACUGCUAAACUUUAUCCCAUUCUGAUGUCAUCUGGACUCCCCAGGGAAACACUCGGGCAGAUAUGGGCCUUAGCCAAUCGGACUACACCCGGCAAACUUACUAAGGAAGAGCUUUAUACUGUUCUCGCCAUGGUAGCAGUAACACAGAGGGGUGUUCCUGCCAUGAGCCCUGAUGCUUUGAACCAGUUCCCAGCAGCUCCCAUUCCUACGUUAAGCGGCUUUCCUAUGGCUCUGCCUACCCCAGUGAGCCAGCCGACUGCGAUGCCCUCUGUCCCUGCAGGCUCCAUGCCCCUCAGCCUUGGACAGCCCAUGAUGGGCAUUAACCUUGUUGGACCAGUGGGUGGAGCUGCAGCACCAGCUUCCAGUGGCUUCAUGCCAGCCUACCCCUCCAACCCGGUGGGAAAGACAGAAGAAGAUGACUUCCAAGAUUUUCAAGAUGCUUCCAAAUCAGGAUCCCUUGAUGAUUCUUUUACUGACUUCCAAGAGGUGCCUGCUUCCUCAAAAACAAGUAAUUCCCAGCACGGAAACAGUGCUCCUUCUCUGCUGAUACCACUUCCUGGAACUAAAGCCUCCACAGAUAAAUACUCGGUGUUUAAAGGAGUUUCUGCUGACAAGCCCUCUGAAAGCCCGGCUUCAUUUGGAGAGUCUGGUGACAAGUACAGUGCGUUCAGGGAACUUGAGCAAACCGCGGAGAGCAAGCCUCUAGGAGAGAACUUUGCCGAGUUCAGAUCCACAGGAAACGAUGACGGCUUCACCGACUUCAAGACCGCCGAUAGUGUGUCACCCCUAGAGCUACCGACAAAGGACACUUUCCCAGCAGCCUUUCCCUCUGGAGCUGCACAACAGAAACAGACACCAGUGAAAACCCCUCUGAACUUAGCAGACCUAGAUAUGUUCUCCUCAGUCAAUUGCAGUGGCGAGAAACUGGUGCCCUUUUCAGCUGCGUUUAGCACGUCAAAGUCAGUUUCCACCAGACCUCCGCCAGCCGGCUCUGUGGCAGCCCCAGCAGCACUGGCAUCCACUAAAACUUCUAGUUUGGUAGAUGAUUUUGGAGAGUUUAACCUCUUCGGGGAAUACUCGAAUCCUGCAUCUGUUGGGGAGCAGGACGACUUUGCAGAUUUCAUGGCUUUUGGUAACAGCUCUAUUUCAUCUGAGGCAAAAGCAGAGGACAAAUACGACAUCCUCAGAGAGGAAGUGAGUCCCAGCCCCUUGGCCAGCAGCGCAGUGGAGAGUGCACAGAAUCCACCUGCUGCAUCUUCCAAGUACGAUGUCUUCAAACAGCUCUCCCUAGAGGGAGCUGGGCUGGCCAUUGAGGAGUUCAAAGAGAACACUCCUUCUGCCAGGAGUGACGAUGACUUUGCUGACUUCCACUCCAGUAAGUUUUCAUCCACAAGCUCAGACAAAUCCCUGGGAGAGAAAGCGGUGGCUUUUAGACACGCCAAAGAAGACUCUGCCUCGGUGAAAUCAUUAGAUCUCCCUUCCAUCGGUGGCAGCAGCGUUGGCAAGGAGGACUCAGAAGAUGCGCUUUCUGUUCAGUUUGACAUGAAAUUGGCUGAUGUGGGAGGAGAUCUUAAGCAUGUCAUGUCUGAUAGCUCUUUGGAUUUGCCAACAGUUAGUGGCCAACAUCCUCCUGCCGCAGCAGGAAAUGGGUCCUUCUCAGCCACCUCAGUUCUUCAAAAGAAAGAGACCUCAUUUGGCAGUUCUGAAAACAUCACCAUGUCAUCUCUCUCCAAAGGAACAGCCUUGGCGAGCGAGGAUGCUCUCCCAGAGACUCCCUUCGCAGCCUUCGCCAGCUUUAAAGACAUGAUGCCCCAGAGCAUUGAGCAGAAAGAGUGUGAAAAUGAGGACUACCAGGACUUCACAAGGCAGGACCUGCCCACAGCGGCACGGAGCCAUGAGACGGCAUGUCCAAGCCCGGCUUCCAGUGUCGCCUCUCACGAAACCCCCAGGGAGUGUGCAGACGACUUCGGAGAAUUUCAAAGCGAAAAGCCCAAAAUCAGCAAAUUUGACUUUUUAGUAGCCAAUUCACAAAGCAAAAUGAAGUCCAGUGAAGAAAUGAUCAAGAGUGAGCUGGCAACCUUUGACCUUUCUGUUCAAGGAUCACACAAGAGGAGCUUAAGCCUCGAGAUAAAGAAAUAAGCCGGUCCUCUCCUUCUCCGGCCUGGAGCAGCCUUUCAGAGACCGGUCCAACACUCUUGAGUGAGGAAGACUGCGCUGCCUGUCAUCCGAGACAAGUACAAAGACCUGACUGGCGAGGUGGAGGAAAACGAGAGGUACGCGUAUGAGUGGCAGAGAUGCCUGGGGAGCGCCCUGGAUGUCAUUAGAAAGCAAAUGACACCUUAAAUGGCAUUAGCAGCAGCGCUGUUUGCACGGAAGUCAUCCAGUCAGCCCAAGGCAUGGAG
Molecule: messenger RNA, 3680 nt
Organism: Arvicola amphibius (Eurasian water vole)
Lineage: Eukaryota; Metazoa; Chordata; Mammalia; Rodentia; Cricetidae
Gene: Synrg
Product: synergin gamma
Exons: 19
Coding region: 31-3417 (1128 amino acids)
Cellular component (GO): clathrin coat of trans-Golgi network vesicle
Molecular function (GO): protein binding
Source: RefSeq, a predicted model, not a curated record